UAGUAAUAUAAACAAGCUAUUUGACUUACUAUCACAUUUUCAAUUCAUUUGUUUUGAAGUUCCGUUAUUGUAUAACGAGGUAACUCAUCAGGUGAAGCAUGUCGCGGCCGCCAAGAAUAUGCAUCAUUGGUGCCGGACCAUCCGGAUUGUCGACACUGUAUCACUUUGCUAAAAUGGAGCAGAUGCCGGAAAUUGUUUGUUACGAGAAACAAAGCACGUGGUUAGGUCUCUGGAACGUUUCGUGGAAAACAGGAUUAGACGAAAACGGAGAACCUGUUCAUACAAGUAUGUACAAGCAUAUGUGGUGCAAUGGACCAUAUCAAGCACAUGAGUAUUACGACUACACCGUAGAACAACACUUUGGUGGCCAGAUAACUCCAUCAUUUCCUUCUCGUAUUGUAAUGAGAGAUUAUCUCGAAGGCCGAUUUACGAAAGGAGCACCUCGUGGACGCAAUCUGAAAGACUUUAUACAUUUCAACACCGCUGUUCGGUAUGUGAAAUACCUGGACGAGAAAGAUGAAUUCACGGUUACAAUUAAUGAUUAUAACACCGGACAGACACGGGAGGAAACGUUUUCACACGUUAUUGUAGCAGCUGGCAUAUUCAGCUUUCCAAAUCUCCCAGAAUUCCCUGGCAUGAAUGAAUUCAAAGGCCGAAUACUGCAUUCGCACGACUUUCGCGACGCUAGGAAUUUUACUGGACAAAGGGUAUUGGUCGUUGGUGCGGGUUUUACUGGUGAAGAUCUUGUAUUGCAACUUCUCAAAUUUGGCGCCAAACACACAAUUCUCGCCUACAGAACAAGACCAAAAGGAGAUACAUGCAUAAUGCCAGACGGUGUUGAAGAGAGACCAAUGGUGGAACGUUUUGACUAUAAUAAGGCUCACUUCAAAGAUGGGUCAUCUGCAGAAAUCGACGCCGUUAUUUUGACUACAGGCUACAGGAACUAUUUCCCCUUCCUAGAAGACAGAUUUAGGAUUCCAGAGGAAACGCAUCCUUACCCAGAAGGAUUGUACAAGGCGUGUUUGUUUUACAAGGCAGGAAACAACCGACUGUUUUAUAUAGGGGUUCUAGAACAAUUUAAUUCCUUUUUGUAUUUCGAAGUCAUGGCAAACUGGACUUGCAAAUACAUUAUGGGGCAACUACCAGAUGAACCAAAAGAACAAAAAGAGAUGGAAGCCGAUUGUCAUCGGUGGAUUGAUCGAGUGAACGCAUGCGCAUCGGAGUCGGAUCUGCUUCAUUUCCAAACAGUUUUGAUAGCACAUCUAGCAGAGUUAGCAGGUUAUAAUAACGAUAUUGCACGAAGAGAAGAACUCCUCCUUCAGCUGAUAAAAGAUAGGAAAGAAAGUUUAGGCCUUGCAAAUUACAGAGACGGGUGUUAAACUAGCCUCUACACUGGAGCAGUCGCACCAAAACAGACCCCAUUCAUGCAAAAUUUUGAUGAGAGCAUCGAAACGUAUCUUCAGUUCAAAUAGCGCGAUAAAGAUAUCACAUAUGAUAAUUCCAACUUAUUCUAACUUGGAUGUUAUCAAAACAAUAAACAUUGAUUUUAAAUUUAGGACAGAUGCUAUAUUGCCGUGAAACACGUGUGUUUGUAUUUAGGAAGUAGUUUCAAUACUUUUUGAUAUACUAUUUUUUGUAAAUGAAACAUAGCAACCAGAGACUUCCGUAUAGGAAGUGCUACUCACCUGUGUGAGUUCAUGCGUCUGUAUGAACCGAAUUAUGUCAUGCAAGAAUGCCAUCAAAUUGAUGGUCACAUAGUGAUUCUACAGAAGUCGUGCAAAACCAUUGGGACAAUUCGGCCAUUAAAUAAGGUGUGUUAUGAAACUAAAAUGGAAACAGAAACAAAUGUUAUUCAACCGGAAAAUACAUAUUGUUGAUUUCAGCUGAAGUACUAAGUAUAUGGGCAACAAAGAUACGUGCGAAACAGAAUACUGUCAAUAAAAUUGAUAGGAAUGAAAUUACCUGCUCACUUUAAGUGCUCUCUGUACGAUUACGUUCUGUACAGUGUACUUUAAUGACAGUAUAAUCGGUUUUGUUAUUUUGCAUACGCAAAAUUAUAAAAUUAUAAAUCAAAAUACAGUUGAAGCUCACUAUCUUGAACUGUGUCACAUCUGUCAAAAUGAUCAAUAUAUCUAUUUCCAAGAGUAAAAUAUGGUAUUUUAUAGUCAGACGCAUAAAUGGAUUCGUUCAGUAACAUGAUCUCCCUCGGUGGCGGUUUCACCUUUUUGCAGUUGUUUUGGCCUUCCAGUUAUCCGGUUUUUCACCACGCUUUGGAUGUAGCACUUUUUUAUGCGAGGAGGCUAGGCGCCCGCAGUUAAUGAAAACAAAUAAGCAGAGGAAAGUCGCCAUAUGACCUAUAACUGUGUCGAUUCGACGUAUAACCCAACAAGAAAUAUAAAAAAACCAAGAGAGUUUUAAAUUGAUUAUUGGGUUACAAUAUGUUUGCAGAAGAUCUUUGGAAUAAUACAAUAUUUUGUAAUGAACGAUGAAUUUGUCAAUUUCAAUCAAGCUUAAAGGGCAAUUGAAAAUUAUUCAAGCUAAUUAUUACAAAAUAUACUACAACGUUUUAGAUAUUGAAAAAUCAUCAUUUGGAAUAAUUCAGGAGAGCAAAGACAUUUUCUGGGUUACAAUAAUUAUUUGUCAGCAGUAACAUAACUGAUUUAUUCCUAAACACCAUUCACUUUCCAAAAGAAACGUCAUUUUCUAAGACAGUAACGUUUGAUUUGUGUAUAUAAUUUUAAUCAUAUAUGAUUGUUUUAUAUCAUCCAAUCAGUUU
This is a messenger RNA of Mercenaria mercenaria, 2776 nucleotides long. Its product is annotated as senecionine N-oxygenase-like. The transcript has 4 exons. The coding region runs from base 99 to 1379 and encodes 426 amino acids. Gene Ontology annotation, molecular function: flavin adenine dinucleotide binding; N,N-dimethylaniline monooxygenase activity; NADP binding. NCBI's taxonomy places the organism in Eukaryota, Metazoa, Mollusca, Bivalvia, Venerida, Veneridae. The record is from RefSeq and is a predicted model, not a curated record.